Messenger RNA from Eptesicus fuscus (big brown bat), 264 nucleotides. Its product is annotated as transmembrane protein 258-like. NCBI's taxonomy places the organism in Eukaryota, Metazoa, Chordata, Mammalia, Chiroptera, Vespertilionidae. The transcript has a single exon. Gene Ontology annotation, biological process: protein N-linked glycosylation. Gene Ontology annotation, cellular component: membrane-bounded organelle. The coding region runs from base 3 to 242 and encodes 79 amino acids. The record is from RefSeq and is a predicted model, not a curated record.
AAAUGGAGCUCAAGGCCAUGAGCAGAUACACCAGCCCCGUGAACCCAGCCGCCUUCCCCCAUCUGACCGUGGUGCUGUUGGCCAUUGGCAUGUUCUUCACCGCCUGGUUCUUCGUCUGUGAGGUCACGUCCACCAAGUACACUCGGGACAUCUACCAGGAGCUCCUCAUCUCCUUGGUGGCCUCGCUGUUCAUGGGCUUUGGGGUCCUCUUUCUGCUGCUCUGGGUUGGCAUCUAUGUAUGAGCUCCCACAGGCUCCAACCAGG